AUGCCUAUCCAGACCAGCGCUCCGUCGCAUCCUGAAUCUUUCCCUUCCUUCAUGUCGGUCUUUGGUGGCAUCUCUUCUCGUUUCACACCUGAAAAAGACGAAAACCCCGCGCCUCUUCAACCAUUGCGGGUGCCCUCCUCUCAUGGAUCCGCUCCUCAUCUUUCUCGACGUCCACUUCCCUUCCGUCACCGCGAAAGUGUCUCGUCCAUGACCUCCGGCUCAACCGACUCUUCUCCUACCACCACUGUCUCCACCUUUGAUUCUCCUUCUGCUCCCGAUACUUCUCCAAGCUCCUCUCCAGAGUCGCCGUCUUCCAUGCCCUAUCCUCAAUUCAUGCAGCCCGCACACUUUGGCGAGCAGAAACCUGCGCAGCCGGCACGGCCACAGUCGCAGCAACAGAAUGAAUUGUUAAAACCGUCGGAAAUCUCCAAGCCAGUGCAACCGGAGUCGCCCAAUCGACGAGCGCGCAACCUCAAAAACUUGUCGCUGAGAAUGCCCCCGCCUUUGGACUCGUCGCGCCCGCAUAUUGCAACGGCACCUAUUGUAGAGACAACUUCGCACCACUUCUCUGCCCCUCCCUCGCCCGUUAUCCCUCCCAAGACUGGUCGACGCAAGCCGGCGGGCCUCACCAUUCGCACUCCGGGAUUCGACAAGUCCUUUUCUGAAAACGUCACCGAAGUUGUUCCUCCGACACCCUCCUUGCGACACGCUGAAUCGUCGCCUUCUCUGCAUUCCGUUUUCUCCCCCUCAUUUGGCCCCAAAGGUGGCAUGCAAUUACCUCGACCUGUUACCCACCAUGGCGUCCGACGACCCUCUGAAGGUGGCUUCACUCCCCUCCAGACGGUGCCAGAUGAGAAUUCGCAGACUGGUGGGGCCCUGCAUGAUCUGCAGGAAGAGGACGACCCUCUCGACUCGAGAGAGUCGCUUCAACGGAACGAGCGGAGCUACCCGGAUGGGCCUAUUCGCAUUUAUGACUCUGGUCUGUACUUGUAUCUGGAGCCGACCGCUCAGGAAGCGUCACAAUUCGAUGUGAUCGUGAACGUGGCCAAGGAGGUUGUCAAUCCGUUCACCAAGAGCUCAGACAGCGACACGGUCAUGAGCGCAUGGCGCAACAACAUUUUGCCCCCGACAGGAGAACAGAAUGUUCAAAACGAGAGUAGCCACACCCAGUCAUCCAAACCAGAAUACAUCCACGUUUCCUGGGAUCACAACUCGGAAAUCCUCGACGAUUUGUACCCACUAUGCGAGCUCAUUGACUCGCGCAUCUCCGAGGGCAAGAAGGUGCUCAUUCAUUGCCAACUGGGAGCCAGCCGUUCGGCCUCUUUGGUGAUUGCCUACGGUCUGUUCAAAAACCGCGACAUGGACUUCAACUCGAUGUAUGAGAUGGUCAAGGCGCGCAGUCGUUGGGUGGGUCCCAACAUGAGCCUCAUCUACCAGUUGACGGACUUCCGUUCCCGAUUGAUUCGUGGUACACUCUCGAAGAAGUCCCCGGAGGAGUGGUCUCUGGCAUCAACGCCCAAGAGCGAGGUCCCAGCUCCUAGCCUUGCGGCUUCGCCGGUCCUUCCGGAUAGCCAUCCCACAAACCAUGGUCCCUCUCUCCCGCCAGUGCCUUCUCUUUCCGUGCCUUCUCUUUCCGUUCCAAGUGAUCAGACGGCGCUUCGUCCUAGCAGCCCGGGCUUUUCCAAGACUCUUUCACACAAACGAAGUCUGCCUCCGCGGCCCUUGCCGCUUCGGCAGAUGUACCAUACGGCGGAGCCAGCGGAGCGAUCUCAACGGCCGCGCACCAGCUAUGUGCAACCGGUCAAGAAGGGAUCGUUUGUGCGCGAGCAACCAGACUUGUCUUCGAUCUUUUCGCCUCGCACCACCGAGUUCAUGGUUGCACCACUACCCCGGCAGAUGGGAGGUAUUGGAGGUGUUCUGUCAGGAGAUGCGGCAGACCCACGAUCACCACCACCGGGCAAUGAGCGCGUGAUCAUGAGAAGUAUUGAUGAAUUUCUAUAG
Aspergillus ruber CBS 135680 is the source of this 2001-nucleotide messenger RNA. It is a transcript of the gene dspD, whose product is annotated as putative protein-tyrosine phosphatase. Lineage: Eukaryota; Fungi; Ascomycota; Eurotiomycetes; Eurotiales; Aspergillaceae. Gene Ontology annotation, cellular component: cytoplasm; cytosol; nucleus. Bases 1 to 2001 code for a protein of 666 amino acids. Gene Ontology annotation, biological process: negative regulation of MAPK cascade; protein dephosphorylation. The record is from RefSeq and is a predicted model, not a curated record. Gene Ontology annotation, molecular function: protein tyrosine/threonine phosphatase activity; MAP kinase tyrosine/serine/threonine phosphatase activity. The transcript has a single exon.